This is a messenger RNA of Siniperca chuatsi (mandarin fish), 2983 nucleotides long. RefSeq names its product transmembrane protein 74. The transcript has 2 exons. The coding region runs from base 274 to 1086 and encodes 270 amino acids. The record is from RefSeq and is a predicted model, not a curated record. Lineage: Eukaryota; Metazoa; Chordata; Actinopteri; Centrarchiformes; Sinipercidae.
AUUAGAUUUAUUAGCGUGUCGCAUGGUUACUAAGUGAUGUGGAACAGCGAUUUGAGAGCUUGCAGAAACCAGACAAGACAAAAGUGUUACUGAGCAGUAUAAAUGGGACUAUGGCAUUGUAUAUUAUAAUGGGAAUUCAUUUAAGACUUGCUUAGCUGUACUUUAAAAUGCUUGCGGUGCACCCAAGAGACAGAUGCGUGUAGAUUUUGCUUGUGCAAAUACUUCAGAAGGACGCAUGGGAUUGACAGAUCAGGAGACCUAGCCCGUGUUCAAAUGGCUGAUCUCGAACUGUUUUACUUUGAUCAACCCGAUCCGAGAGACACCUCCCUGGUUUUAAAUAAGCAAAGUAUCAACGAGAUCAUCUGCAGCGGCGGAAAGUCACUUCAUCCCGGCGGAGGAGAGGGUUCAGUAACAUGGACAGAGACCCGGGGAGCUGCGUGGCCGGAGGAGGAAACAGAAACAUCUUUCACUUGCAAGCACAAAGAUGAUGAUGAUGAUGAUGAUGAUGAUGUCCAGCUGAUAGGGACAAGUCCACAAACCUGCAGACUGAGCCAGAGCUCCUCAAGUGAACUGUAUGAGGAGGAGGAGGUGGUGGAGGAGGAGGAGGAGGAGGAGGAGGAGGAGGACAUCCCGGAACUUUACUUGCUGUCCGACGACGACCUCUCCUCUGAAGGCUCGGGGAAGUCUGUGGAUUACGGCUUCAUCAUCGCCGUGACAUGCCUGGUGACUGGCAUCUCUUUGGUCGCCAUAUCCUACACGGUCCCCAGGGACGUCCGUGUGAACCCGGACAGCGUGUCCGCCCGGGAGAUGGAGCGGCUGGAGAGGGAGAAAGCCAGGGUGGGGGCCCAUCUGGACCGGUGUGUCAUAGCGGGACUGUGCCUGCUCACCCUCGGGGGCGUGCUGCUCUCCACCCUGCUCAUGAUCUCCAUGUGGAAAGGGGAGAUGAUGAGGAGGAAAGCCUUUGCCUAUUCCAAACACGCAGCAAAGUUGUACGGCUCGAUCAAUUUGAGAGCAGGCUCCAGCCCGACCCGAGAAUCCUGCUCACAUUUGUCAGUGGCUGAUGAGGAUUUAGAAGUGCUCAGCUGAAUUUAUGGACAGGACAAGCGGAAAAGACUAUGCUUCGGAAAUCCUACCAGUGCUGUCCUAUAAUCGGGGAUGUAGUGGGGUUUAAUGCCUUUUUUACAUUCUAACAGCUAAGGCUACGUUUUUGGUUGAUAUUUACCUUUUUUAAAGGAGAGGUUCAUAUUUUUUUCAAGUCUGUCUUAAUACAAUACUCACAUGCCCUUAUUUACACUGAAAGAGGUUUUGUUUGCUGUAACUGUUCCUUCUGUCCAUACUGGCCCUAAAGAGAUCAAUUCCUAAUCCAAUUCCAUUGAAAGUGGAUGAGGACUAAAUCCACAGUCCUCUUUUUGAGUAAAAAUGCAGUUUAAAGUUCAGCUGAAGCUAAUAUGAUGGUUUAGCAAACGCAUUUGCAAGAGUUUAGAACAAAAACAGACCUAUGGCUGUGUCGGUGGGGGUGUGUUGCUUCAGGUACAGGUGAGACAGUGAAAUACAGGAAGUCCAGACUGAGCAACAGAUGCAGAGCUAAAGUCUGUCUUAAUGCAGGCUUAGUCAUGUCAAGUGGGUAUCUUUAAAGUUGUUGUCUUUUUAGUACAAACUUCCCUCUUUGUGUUAUUAUCCCUUCACUAUAGCUCACAAGGAAAUCAUGCCUGGGAAACCACAAGAAGGGAAUUUUGUUCUAUAAAGACUGUAAUUUUGGAAGUUUUCCAACUUGAUUUGACUAACUCAGAGUACAAAAGCCUCAUAUUAACUAAACUUUGAAAUGCAUUAUUUACACAGAAAGAGGACUGUGGAUAUUAUCACUUACAUUGGAAUGGAUCUGCCAGUAUGGACAAGAGGAACAAUUCCAGCAACCAAUAACUCUUUUUUGUACAUAUACAAAAACCUGUACAAUUACCUAUAAAUUAAGUUCAGAGUAGUCCAUACAUCAUGAUGAGCUGCACAAAAUCAUUAGAAAAAUUAGUUUUAAAGGUAAAACAUGAAAUGUGUCUUCCUGAAAUGUAUUUUUUGUUUACAUUAGUGGAUGGUGGUUUGCCUUAUGAUGAUCUCUGACACACCUUUUUGUUUACCACUGCAUCACUGCUCCUAAUGAUGCUGCUAUUUCAGUGAAUUCAUGUCUACAUGCCAGUGCAGACUUGUAUGUUGAAGGUCUGUGUGUAUACUGUAGCUGCCAGGAGCGGUGUCAUUGUUAUUGCCUCCAUUUUUCCACCUUGUCAGAACUGACUCGCAACUAACGAAGCAGUGCAGAUCUGGUUUACAAAAACAACAAUUGCAUGAAUCUGUGUUGAACUCCAAAGAAAUUCUGUUUAAUAUAAUUGUGACAUGCUGAAGUGAUGCUUGUAUUUGCUCGGAUUUGUUGAAACGCAAAUAGUAAUACCACAGGAGGUGUAAUUAGAUUUUGUGGUUGAGCACAGACGACGGGGGAAGUUCAGUUUACCCCAGAUACACUUGGGGGUUAUGACUGCAGAUGUUCAAAAGCAUACAGAGAGAGAAUUAACAAACCCCUGAGGGAAAGCUCUCCUGGUAAUUGGUGUUACUUAAUUGCUCGUGGGAGGCCUGUGAAUCAGUGAAAAAAAAAGAGCCUUUUAUCAACUGCCUCAAUCAAGCCCGCUUCACCCGCUUAUCAAAACCCAAACCACUCCGGCUGCAAUAUCGGAGUGAAAUGUUACGUUGCAUUCAAGGGGAAGGAAGUAAUGGAUAGCCUGCUCUGACAGUAGAAGAUGCUGUGAAUGAACAGUUGUAUCCCCUGCUUACGGUGUGCAGAAAGCUGUGCUGUGCAGCCUCUGUAAUUGGAAGUGCUUAAGGCCAGCAGGAUCAUAUUAUCAUCCACAUGACCUUCACUCACUCUUACCUCGUUAAUGUAAUUAAAUAGGUGGAAACAGCUGACCUCUUAAUGAAAUAUUAAAUUGAUUUCUAAUGCUAA